ACUCUAAAAAAGUUCACAACCCCAGAACGAAUUACUUGUCAGCUGACUACCGACUUUCCCAUCGAAUAAUCAACGAGUGGAAUUCAUUACCUCAGCAUGUGGUUGGGGCUCCAUCCGUCGACUCCUUCAAAAGAAAGUUGGAUCAGCUGAGAGACCAUCAUUGCCAAGAUUAACACAGGCCAUCAAGCCUCCUGUCCUUUCCAAACUGAAGCUGAAACUGAAACUGAUGAAUUGGAUGAGUGAAGUUUCAUAUUGAGAAGCAAAAAUUUAAAUUUGCUGGUUAUCAUUGGGUGAUUUAUUUCCGUUGUCGACGCACCAAUAGGGUAACACUCAUCCGACCUACAGGUGCACACUCAUAUCCAUAGGCAUGAAAUAAUACUGUCAUAUGCCUGCUUAGAGUUUAUUUACCUGUCAAUGUUGUUGUUAAACAUAUCGAUAUAUUCUUCCAGUUUAAUCCCAUUUUAUCGUCCUGAUUAUUAAAGGCAGUUGUGUUACGUCAGAUUAUUACUCAUUCCAUUUGCUAACGGAUCUUUUCACUGACGUUCGCAAUUACCAUAAAUUUUGUUCUUUGGAAAUGUGCGCACUUAUCAAUUGUCAAAGGGCUUCUACUAAAAAAUCCAAAGCUAAAAUAUUUAAUUAUUUCUGCAAAGAGUUAUCGGGUGUACUUGAAUGUGAUCCUGAUACCGUUGGGAGGGCAGAUGUCACUUUUGUUGUUGGUCAGAAUAUUUAUCACGGAAACCAAAAACAAAUUUCCAUAUUGAGUGAGGAGCUGAAAAAAUGCUUUCAGUCAGAGGGUGGAGAGGUUGACUACACCUCUACACAUGGUUGCAUACUGAAAGUGACAAGAUCAAAGUCGUCGUCUUCACUCAAGGUGUUUAUUGAUGCAUCUGCGGACGUUUUCGAAGCGGUAUUAAAUUAUAUGCUUACUUUAAGGCUUACUGUGUCCGAAGAACUAAUACCACACGUUUACUUUUUGUCAAAAUGUCUACAGAUCAAAACGUUGGAGACAACGUGCAUCGAGUUUUUGAUUCACAAUUUAUCAAUCGACAGUGUUGGGGUUCUGUGUCACUUUAUUCAGUUCAGUGGGGUCUAUCAAAAUAGUAAUGAAUUUGCUACAAGUCCCAAAUCUUAUCCGCCAGAAAUGUGUUUAACAAAAACAUUACUUCACUACUUGUUAACAGAAGCAGAUGCCAUCGCUUGUUCUCAAACAGGAAUUCUUAGUGCUCGUUUGAUAGUAAACCUUACAGGCAAUUUUGAUUCAUCAGAUCAUCAAAAUGAAAUUCAAGAACCUUCCAAUGAAUAUUUAGCAUUCGGAGUUUUGCGAUGGGCAUUUGAAAAGUUAUUAACAGGCGAAAGAUUGGCAAGGGCGGGAAGUGAAGAUAAUGUUUGUUCGGACGAUGAAGAAAGUGACGGGAAUAGUAAUCCUGCCGUUGGAAACUCUAAUGGAUCACGUCGUAAGCGAGCGGGUAGUCAAUUUCAGUUUUUGGCUCAAAAAAAUUUAUUGAGUGGAAUUCGUUCAAAAUGUGGUACAUCAGUUCAGUAUAGUCAUGCUUCAGAUGAUAAUGAUGAUAGCGAUGAUUUAAAUGCAGAAAUUAAAACCGAGGAAUGUGGUUCAGUUUCAGACACUCUGGAUUCAUUACGUUAUUGUAGUACACAGGAUAUACGAAUUUCGGUCGAUAUAAAUGAUUUACCUUUGAGUAGAGAAGAAAAUGGAAUGAGUAGCAUAUCUCAGAUUGGGCAUAGUUUAUUAACUGUUUGUUUAACAACUGGUAAUCAAGAAUCAGAGACUUGUUUGUUGGCACCAACAUCUCUUGGAAUUCGAUCGACAUCAAUUUGGUUAGCCAAAUUAGCAGGUUAUUUGGUUAGCCUAUCGAUAAAACGUUAUCCCCCGACACAUAGAUCUAUCCAACAGUUGGAUCAAGAAUUAAUGAAUGAAGUCAAUCAGUCACGAAGUCGUCAUCAAAGUCGUGGUUCAUCUAUUUCGAAUACGUCCAGUGUACCAAAUGAUUUAAAUAGUAUAAUGGAAAAUGAAAUUAACACUACCAAAUGUUGUGCCGAAAGUAUCUGUUCAGAAUUCCCCAAGUGUACGGGAACCGCUGUGCCGAAAUCGGAUAAUGUUUAUGAAGUAACCCAUACAAUGACUGCCAGUUCUGCUUCAAAUUUAGCACGAGCUAUUGUUGGAUCGUCUUUACUUCGUCAGUCAUUCACUGAUCAAAUUUAUCAAAGUGAAAUUCUCUGCAUUAAUCAUAAUGAUGGUACGGGUCAAGAUUCCCCAUUACGUAUGUUAGAAGCUCGGUCAAGUUUUGGCAUUGGACAAUUGAGUUGUAAUUCAAAGCAUUACAUUGCAAUUAUUGGCGGUUAUAAUCGUAAAGGUUGUUUAGAUAGUGUGGAAUUAUUUGUUGAAAACAACCAUAAUCAACAGUAUGAAUCAUGUAACGAUGAAGAUUCUCCUGUAUCUCCUUCUAUUAUUGGUCCACGACUGACAAAACAAAGAGGUCGGUUAGCUGUAGUAUCUAGUUAUUUACAAUCUUCUUCUGAUUUUCCGGAUAUAAUCUAUGCUUGUGGUGGCUCAACAGGCUCUAAAGAUUUAGCUUCUGUAGAUAAAUUGACAUGUGAGGCACUGGGAUCUUGGCUCAUCAAUCAUGAAGUGGUAACCAAAAGCCAUCAUGAUAACCUUGACGAACACGUGUAUACAAAUGGCUCUCGGAAAAGUUCUGAUUUCCGUAUACGAACAGAUUCAAUAGCACAUAAUCAUGCAUCUUCAAAUGGUUCUGGUCUAUCAAGUGUUACAUUUUGGCAGACGAUAAGGAGUUUACAUGAAGCUCGAACUAAUCCAGUUGGUGUAGAUCUUAGUGGUCUUCAACAAGGACCGCUUAUCACAAGUACAAACGGAUCAAUCCUUGUUGCUGGCGGAGUAUCAGGCUCACAGUUUCUAUCUUCUGUUGAAGCCUACAUUCCAGAUAGAGAUGAAUGGGUUUAUAUGCCGUCCAUGUUACAGGGUCGUCGUGAAGCAUGUGCUAAUGUUUUGACGUCACGAAAUCUAAUAGUUGUUAUUGGUGGAGUUGUCAAUACAAACACUACAUAUACUACUAGUCAAAAUGUAACUGUUGAAGCAUUGGAUCCUCGUUGUGACACUUGGUUUUAUAUUCCUAAUACACCAGGCAAUUCUUUUGGACAAAUUCGUGGUGCCAGUUUAACAUAUUGUCCAAAUUCUAAAGAUAAUUUACUAUUAGUUGGUGGAUAUAAUGGUCAAAAUACCUUAGAUACUACAUGGAUAUUUGAUCCUGUCGCUUGGAAAUGGCGUUCAGGGCCAAAUUUAAUAUUUGCUCGUUCCAGUUGUUGUACAACAUUAACAUCAGAUCAACGUUAUAAUUUAGUAUUUGGUGGUUAUAAUCCAUUGAAAUUUAAUACUGGAUUUUCGGAUACAAUUGAAAUGAUUUUCUAAACAAAACAUAAAAGAUAAUUAUUUUUCUUACAUUUUAUUAUUCUGUAAGUCUUUUUUUAUGUUAUUCAUUCAUUUUUGUUGUUGUUUUCCUUACCCUCUUAAUCUCAUUGAAUGGCGAUACCGGUUCUGUUUGGUCUCAUUUAUAUUGUUUAUACCUCUCAUUUGUGUAUGUUUGUCUAUCUAAAUGUUUGUGUCACCUAUGUUCACAUGGUAUGUCACUCUUUUUUUUUAUGUUUUGAAAGUAAUUUCACAUGAGUUACACAUAUACACACUGUUUGUGUAUGUAUGGUAGCAUAUUUGUGUGUGUACACUUUCUUAUGUUAGACUCACUUUUGUGGAAUUGAGUUUUUUUUUCUAUCUUUUCUUCAAAUUUGCCUGUAGUAGCCUAUUUCAUCAUUCAUCUGCAUGUAUGAUCAUCAACAACAUUAGAUUAAAUAUUGUAGACUGUAAUUUGAUUUGUCAGUCGUUCAUAAGUAGUAUCGUAGAAACUAAUAUAUAUUUCAACCUACCAUUAUUUUUAUUAUUUAAACACAUAAAUAUU
Molecule: messenger RNA, 3986 nt
Organism: Schistosoma rodhaini
Lineage: Eukaryota; Metazoa; Platyhelminthes; Trematoda; Strigeidida; Schistosomatidae
Source: the annotation of a GenBank genome assembly